Rotaria sp. Silwood2 is the source of this 585-nucleotide messenger RNA. Lineage: Eukaryota; Metazoa; Rotifera; Eurotatoria; Philodinida; Philodinidae. The record is from the annotation of a GenBank genome assembly.
AUGCAUGAUACUCUUGUUUUUCCAAAAUAUUAUAAACAAGGAAAAAAAAUUAAAAAAACAUAUAAUAUAAUUUCAAGUCAUAAUACACUCAAUGUAGAAAUAAUCACAAAUACAGUUUUACAAGCAUUUAAUGAUGCAACUAAUUUAAUACGCCGUUUUAAAAUUAAAAAUCUUCUUGAUGAAAAGAAGAUUACAAAUAUGAAACAACUUAACAGUUAUAUCCACAACAUUUUAAUACAAAGAAUAAAUAUUAUGGAUUAUUCUGACUUGUACGAAGAAAAAGAUAAGACAUCAGAUUCGAAAGAUGAAUUAGAUAUUGUUCUCGAUUCAGAAAGUGAUGUUGAAAGUGAAGAUCAACAAUAUGAUACAUCAUCUAUCUCGUCAAAUGAAGUCUUAAAUGAUUUAGAUGGAAUUAAGUUCUCUGGAAUGCGAGUAUUCGAUACAGUUCGACCAGAAUUGGGAAAAACGUUUUUUGAAGUUGAAAUAGGUGGUAAAAGAAAAUUUGUUCGCAAACAGACUGCUUGUUGGAUUUUCACUGAAAACAAGCCGGUCUUGUCAAAUGAUCGUCUCACUCGUGUUAUGUAA